CCUCUGCGUAUCCGGUAUCAAAUAGUUUGACAUGACAAUAGAGAAAUGUUAUGUUUAUAGUCGAUGUAAUGCUUUAUUUGAAUAUUUUUCUAAAAGAAAAUGACGCGUAUUAUAACCACAUUAGUUAGGUAACUGUUCGUCUAGCUAGGUUAAAAAACACAAAUCCAGCGUACUUGGUGGUUAAUCAUGUCAGGGUCGUGGCUCAGAAGCUGUCGGUGUUACUUUAACUACAACGUGACCAACCUGCGGGGUUAUGUUCGUGCUGCUGCCGCCAGAAGAGUACGGAUUACAUGCCACCGCGACUCGGACUUCGUCAGACGCUGCUCCACCAUGGCUGCGGGUGAGGUGCGGGUCAGGUUUGCCCCAAGCCCGACGGGUUUCUUGCACCUGGGUGGUCUCCGAACUGCACUCUACAAUUACAUCUUUGCCAAGAAGUACAGGGGCUCCUUCAUCCUGCGCUUGGAGGACACUGAUCAAAACAGGCUGGUGCCAGGAGCUGCAGAGGCCAUUGAGGAGAUGCUAGAGUGGGCAGGUAUACCUCCAGAUGAGAGUCCAGGCCAAGGCGGGCCAGCGGGUCCCUAUUUCCAGUCAAAGAGACUGGACCUUUACAAACAGACGGCGUCUCAGCUUGUUGAAAGUGGCCAUGCCUACUACUGUUUCUGCAGCUCCCAGAGACUGGAGCUGCUCAAAAAGGAAUCUUUGAGGACGGGACAGACUCCAAGGUAUGACAACAGGUGUCGACACCUUCGGCCUGAGCAGGUUCAGGAGAAGCUGGUGCAGGGUGCGCCUCAUGUGAUCAGGUUUCGACUCGAGGAGGGGGUGGAGGCCUUUCAGGAUCUCAUCUUUGGAUGGAACCGUCACGAGGUGGCCCAGGUGGAGGGCGACCCUGUGAUGAUGAAAGCCGACGGUUUUCCUACCUAUCACCUUGCCAACAUAGUGGACGACCACUACAUGAGGGUCAGUCACGUCCUGCGGGGCUCCGAAUGGCUCAUCUCCACCUCUAAGCACAUCCUUAUGUACCGCGCUCUCGGUUGGCAACCGCCCGUUUUUGGACACCUGCCGCUCUUGACCAACAAGGACGGCAGCAAACUGUCCAAAAGACAGGGGGACAUAUUCAUCCAGAAAUUCCAGAGAGACGGUGUGCUGCCAGAGGCUCUGCUGGAUAUAACCACCAACUGCGGCUCGGGAUUCAGCACCAAUCGGAUGGGACGGAAAAUAGACGACCUUAUUUCAGAGUUUAACCCCUCAAAGAUCACAACGCACUCUGCUCUUCUUGACCUGGACAAACUUCCGGAGUUCAACAAAAUCCACCUGCAGCACCGUAUUGAAAGUGAGCAGCAGUGCAAUUUUCUGAUAAAGGAACUGCAGGGACAAAUCCAGGAGGCCUAUGCGGGCGAGGUGCAGCAGGAUGGAGACGUCAUGCGUGAGGAUUAUAUUAGGAGGGUUCUGCACUUACGUAAGGGCCACAUAUCCUCACUGAGGGAGCUUGUGAGUGCCACCUACUCAUACCUGUGGGUGCGCCCUUCCUUCUCCAGCCAACAGGUGGCAGCGCUCUCCACGGAGUCCCAACACAUUGCCUCGCUGGCUCUGAGAUUAAUCAAAGAACAUGGAGAGGCGCCAGCAGUGGAUGAGCUCAGCAGAGAUUUGAAUACGCUGGCCAAGCAGACCAAAUCCACCAAGUACAGAGAAGUGAUGAAGCUCAUUCGGCUAACUCUCAGCGGAUUGCAGCAAGGGCCCAGUGUUGCAGAAAUGAUGGUGGCAUUGGGGCCUGCAGAAACCAGCCAUCGAUUCCAGAAGCUUCUGUCGCUCUCCGACACCAGUUCAGAGAUGCCAUCUUUCUCGAAGUUCUUGAAAGGCUCACAAAAAAUCAGUACAACUCCUGGAAUGACAGAUGUCUUAUAGAGCCUUCCUAUGGACACUAACCAAUACAAGUAAAACCUACAAAAAAAUUCCAACCCAUCCAUCCAUCUAUUUUCUACCGCUUGUCCCGUUCGGGGUCGCGGGGGUGCUGGAGCCUGUUCCAGCUGCACUCGGGCGGAAGGCGGAUUACACCCUGGACAAGAUGCCACCUCAUCGCAGGGCCAACACAGACAGACAACAUUCACACACUAGGGCCAAUUUAUAGUUGCCAAUCAACCUAUCCCCAGGUGCAUGUCUUUGGAGGUGGGAGGAAGCCGGAGUACCCGGAGGGGAACCCACGCAGUCACAGGGAGAACAUGCAAACUCCACACAGAAAGAUCCCGAGCCCAGGAUGGAACCCAGGACCUUUGUAUUGUGAGGCACACACACUAACCCCUGUGCCGCAGUGCUGCCAGUAUGUAUAAAUAUUAGGGAUGAUGUUUGAUAAGAAAUUAUUGAGUUCAAGCCCAUUAUCGAAUCCUCUUAUCGAACCGAUUCCUUAUCGAUUCUCUUAUCAAAUCCAGAUAGGUUGUUGUAUAUGGAAAAAAACACAAUAUUUGGUUUAACAAAAGCUCACUUUUAUUUUAUAAGAAAAAAAUAAAAUAAAAUAAAAUCAAUAAAUAAAUAUUGACUGUUACCCCCCUAAAAAAAUAAAAUAAAUAAAUAUUGACUGUUGUUACCCAAAGUAUAUUAAGUGGGAUUUUUCAGAAAAACAAAUAUAUACAGUAACACAAAAACAACCUGUCUCUGUGAUCACUAUAGGUGAAUAGCCAUGCCUUGAGGCGUUUUUUCCGGUCCAUUAUUUUUGCUGCUUGUGUGACAUCACAGGAAAUGACGUAGCGCAGUCUAAUGACUGCGCUACGUCAUUUCCUGUGAUGUGCCACAGGGCAUUUCUUGUGGGACGGGAUUCG
Molecule: messenger RNA, 2810 nt
Organism: Entelurus aequoreus (snake pipefish)
Lineage: Eukaryota; Metazoa; Chordata; Actinopteri; Syngnathiformes; Syngnathidae
Gene: ears2
Product: glutamyl-tRNA synthetase 2, mitochondrial
Exons: 10
Coding region: 187-1902 (571 amino acids)
Biological process (GO): glutamyl-tRNA aminoacylation
Molecular function (GO): zinc ion binding; ATP binding; glutamate-tRNA ligase activity
Source: RefSeq, a predicted model, not a curated record